AUAUCAAAACAACGUGAACAUUCUCCGCCUUACUUCUAUAUAUAUCAAGACGGCACCGUAAAACAACUUUCGAUUUCUAAAUUUGCAGAAGAAGAAGAAAGGGAAGAGAACACAGGUUGGCGUUUAUAAUCUGCCCAUGGGAGAAGAAGAAGAAGGAGGAGGAGGAAAGGAAACAAAGAAAAGCUCUGAGAAUGGAAAAGGAUCAACGGAAGAAAAUCAACAAGAAGAAGAACAUGUGUUGAAGUUCCUGGAUUCGAUGGACAGCUAUCUAGUUCUAAUGGAAUCCUUAUCUUCAACUCUUCGUCAGGGAUGGCUGGAGUUAGCCAGUGCUCGACAUUCCAUGGGUACUUCACGUGUCAAUGGUGCCUUGUUUGACCUGAAAUACCACUCUGCAGCGACAUCAUUGGAAAUUAAUCAUGAUGAUGCUGGCUCCAUGACAGAACAACCACAUUUCAUGUUGUGCAAAUGGGAAUCCCCUACUAAUCAGAAGUGCUGCCCAGGGGAAUCAAAAUUUGAGGAGGAUGACUUAUUAUGGAGGAAAUCUAAUAAUCAACAGCUUCGGCAUCGUGGUUCAUCCCAGUAUUCUGAAAUUCAGGAGACAAGACCAGAAAGUGAUGGAUCUCCGCCUACAGUUGACACCCAAGUUCAGAAAGAACGAUCCAAAUCACUAUCUAUGUUCGGAACUUUGGUUUCUCCUAAGCUUCGAGCUGCCCAACUUUCAUUUGAGACAGCUCUGGAGACGCUUGUAGAAGUAGCAAACAUGCGAUCAUCAAUCCUAUGUGCUUAUGAUCAAGUGCAGAAAGAGCUUGACAGCACCUGACUGCACCUCAUGCCCCUUUUUCCAUGUAUUGUAGAAGUGUUACGUGUGUACUACUGACGGGCUUUUUUUAUGGUUCAUGAUUAUCCUCCAUUAUCGCAUUGUUUUACUCCGGUGCUAAAUAAUAAAUGAUGUGC
Messenger RNA from Ilex paraguariensis (yerba mate), 954 nucleotides. The record is from the annotation of a GenBank genome assembly. NCBI's taxonomy places the organism in Eukaryota, Viridiplantae, Streptophyta, Magnoliopsida, Aquifoliales, Aquifoliaceae.